This is a messenger RNA of Hirsutella rhossiliensis, 990 nucleotides long. RefSeq lists its product as uncharacterized. The transcript is spliced from 3 exons. Lineage: Eukaryota; Fungi; Ascomycota; Sordariomycetes; Hypocreales; Ophiocordycipitaceae. The coding region runs from base 1 to 990 and encodes 329 amino acids. Gene Ontology annotation, biological process: lipid metabolic process. Gene Ontology annotation, cellular component: membrane. Gene Ontology annotation, molecular function: oxidoreductase activity, acting on the CH-CH group of donors. The record is from RefSeq and is a predicted model, not a curated record.
AUGGCAUCCCUGCUACACCCGCUGCUACGCCUCACCAACUUCCGCUCCCCGCUGCUGCGCGUCCUGGUCCCCUCCGUCGCCGCCGCCUUCGCCCUGCAGGCCGCCGCGGCCGCGCCCUCGGUCCUGGGCCAGACGGAGCGCUUCUACGACAUAUCCGGCUCGGCCACCGUGCUCGCCGUCGGCGCCCUCAGCCUGUACCUGCCGGCCCUGCGCGCCCGCGCCGCCGGCCAAAUCACCCGCCUGCCGAGCCUGCUGGCGGCCCUGCGCCCGGGGGGCGGUGCUGCGGCGGGUGAGGCCGCCGCCGCCGCGUUGAACUGGAGGCAGGUGGUCGUCACGGGCAUGGCCAUGAUUUGGACGCUUCGACUCGGCUCCUACCUCUUCCGCCGCGUCCUCUCCGACGGCAGCGACUCGCGCUUCGACAAGUUCCGCACCCGGCCCCUCGCCUUUGCCGGCUGCUUCAUGGCCCAGGCCGUCUGGGUCUCGCUCAUGCUGGCCCCCGUCUUGGCCCUCAACGCCGCCCCGGCCGCCGCCCUGCCCGCCGGCCUGGGCGUCGCCGACGUCCUCGGCAUCGGCCUGUGGGUCGCCGGCCUGGGCUUCGAGGCCACCGCGGAUGCGCAGAAGAGCAAGUGGGCACGCGAGAAGCGCCUCAAGCUGCACGACGAGGAUUUCCUGACGAGCGGGCUCUUUGGCGUCAGCCGCUUCCCGCACUACUUUGGUGAAAUCACCCUGUGGACCGGGCUGGCUACCGUUGCCGCCGCCGCCCUCGCGCGUGGCCCCGUCCAGCUCGGCCUCGGCCUGGGUGGCGGUCUUGCCGGCGUGCUGACCACGACGGCCCUCUCGUUUGCCAGCCCGGCCUUUUCCGCCUUCUUGCUCACAAAGGUGUCGGGCAUCCCCCUGAGCGAGGGCAAGUACGACAAGCGCUACGGGGGCCGCAAGGACUACGAGGAGUGGAAGCGCAACACGCCCCGGCUGGUGCCCAAGCUGUGGUGA